This is a messenger RNA of Pogonomyrmex barbatus (red harvester ant), 1218 nucleotides long. Its product is annotated as non-homologous end-joining factor 1. Gene Ontology annotation, biological process: double-strand break repair via nonhomologous end joining. Gene Ontology annotation, molecular function: DNA end binding. NCBI's taxonomy places the organism in Eukaryota, Metazoa, Arthropoda, Insecta, Hymenoptera, Formicidae. Gene Ontology annotation, cellular component: DNA ligase IV complex; nucleus. The record is from RefSeq and is a predicted model, not a curated record.
GCUGUCAUAUAACGUUUAUAUCAAAUAGCAAUAUUGUGUCAUUCUAUCUUUGUUGUUCAAAGAUAGAAUAAUGCGAUAACUUUUAGCGCGCUCUCCAGAUGCAACUUUUGUUAUUUCACGCUUCUAACGCUAACGCUUCUAACGCGCGUUCUAGUAUUAUUAUAUUUCAGUGUAUAGAUUAUAUCAUAACCUAUACUGUGUGCAAUAUAUAUAUAUAUAUAUAUAUAAACUAUUUUAAAUUUUUAUAUCGAAUUCGUUUUUUAUCAUUGCGAUAUCGAGAAUCGCAUCGUGUCAUCAAAAUAUGAUUUCAAAUCGCUACGGAGAGGACAGGGUUUGGAAAAAUCUUCAAAUAAAUGACAAAAAUCAUAUAAUUUGCUUCACGAAGGUAGCUGAAUCAUGGAAAGUUCUUUUAACGGAUCUAAUAGAAAUUUGGAUGGAGACUCUAACCGAUGAAACGAUGUUUCACAAAUGUCAGAGUUUAAAUCCUCUUUUAAAUCUCGAUGCCUUUGACUGGAAGCAAUUGAUACUGGAUAUGUUAAACAAUAUUCCUCAAUAUGUGCACACAAAUGUCCUAGAAAUCAAUAUGUAUCAAAUAGAAUUGCGGAAAGACAAGGAAUUCGUAAAGUUGAAAUUCUCGUUGGAUCUCCUUAAAGGAACGCCGCAACAGUUUUGGGAAAACGUGACUAUGCCUUUUUGCUUAUCUUCGAUGGAAUUGAUUCGUCAGCAUAAAAUUCUGCUAGAUUUGGUGAAACAAAAAGAUGAAGAGAUUGCAGAAUAUAAAGCGGAAGGCGCGAAGUUGAUUAGGAAAUAUAUCGCUACAAAGCCAUUUAGCGAAGAGUUAUUUCACAUUGAUGCUGUCGGAUUUAUUGCAACUGACUUCGUAAAAACUUUUCAAUCUGUGCUCCAUUUUUAUAAUGAAUUAAAUUUGCCAAAUAUGAAAUAUACAAAAACAGAGUCUGAAGUGUCUUCGACGAAUAGUGUAAGUGACGAUGUUUCGAACAUUGAUGAGAAUGCUCUUCCUGAUUCAUCUAGGAAUGAAUUUAAACAAAAGCUAAGACAAAAUGAAUCAGAUAAGAAUGAGCAAGUACAUUCAAAAGUUAAGAAAUGUGAAGAAAAUCCGUCUUCCAGCAAAAUUUUGGAUAUAAAUAGCGUGUCUCAUACGAUAUAUAAAUUGAAGAAGAAUAAAAAAACUUUAAGUGAUUUUAUAAAAUAGUGAAA